Messenger RNA from Tetrahymena thermophila SB210, 2028 nucleotides. Its product is annotated as von willebrand factor type A (vWA) domain was originally protein. The transcript has a single exon. NCBI's taxonomy places the organism in Eukaryota, Ciliophora, Oligohymenophorea, Hymenostomatida, Tetrahymenidae. The record is from RefSeq and is a predicted model, not a curated record.
AUGAUACCCAAUCAAACAAGCAACCAAUAAAAAGAUAAUUAACCUCCUUAACAGCCUUCAUAAAAUUAAUCUUUUUAAUCAGUAGAAUAAACCUAAUCUGUUGAGAAAGUUAAACAAAUUUCAAAGCCUAAAACUGAAAAGCCAAAUAACACUAAACGCUCUUACACAAAAAGAAAAUAACCAACACUUAAUCUAUAAAAGCCUAUAUAGGUGUCUCCAUAAUAAUAGUUACCAUUUUUAAUGCCAUAGUAACUAUAUCAACCAUCUUUUUAUCAACUACCUAAUUUCUAUGAUAAUUUAUAAGCCUAAAAAUAUGCAGAAAUGUAAAUAGAAGAUUCAAUUUAAAAGGUAGUAAACUCAAAAAACCAUAAAAAAUAAAUGUAGAAUCUCGAAAAGGGACUCGUUUUAGAUGUGGAAACUUUACAAAAGCACUUCUAGUUCAAUAAAAAUCAAGAUUAGACUAUUCCAGUUAUGGUUUCAGUCAAAACCUUAGACUAGACAAACGAUAUGGAAGUUAAAUCAAAUCCAUUAGAAGGUAGACCAAAUCUUGAUUUGAUUUGCGUAAUUGAUAACUCUGGAUCUAUGAAUGACUUCUCAAAAAUAGAAAAUGUUAAAAAUACUAUACUUUAACUUCUUGAGAUGCUCAAUGAAAAUGAUAGAUUAUCAUUAAUCACAUUUAACACUAAAGCCAAACAGCUUUGUGGGCUAAAAAAUGUGAACAAUUAAAAUAAAAAAUCCCUUUAAACUAUUACAAAGUCAAUUAAAGCUGAUGGUGGUACAGAUAUUAUUAGAGGCAUAGAAAUUGCAUUUUAAAUCUUACAAAGUAGAAAACAAAAGAAUUCAGUGAGUUCGAUUUUCUUACUUUCGGAUGGUCAAGAUAAUUUGGCUGAUGCCGGCAUAAAAAAUCUCUUGAAAACAACCUACAAAUAGCUACAGGAAGAGAGUUUCACUAUUCACUCAUUUGGUUUCGGUAAUGAUCAUGAUGGUCCUCUUAUGUAAAAAAUAGCUUAAAUUAAAGAUGGUAGCUUCUAUUUUGUAGAAAAAAAUGAUUAAGUUGAUGAAUUUUUCAUCGAUGCGCUUGGUGGUUUGUUCUCAGUUGUAGCCUAAGACCUCACUAUUAAAAUUGAAAUUAACAGAUAAAAUGAAUUAUUUCAAAAAUUCUUCAAAAACUCUUAUAUCUCAAAGACUUAUGGUCAUAUGUGGAAGAUUAUUAAUCAAAACUAAGAAUUAAGGAUUAAUAUUAACUAAAUUUUCUCAGGAGUUUCUAAAGAUUUCAUUUUUGAAUUGACUGUUCCAAAAUCUGAGAUUAAAGAUUUAUAAGAUUUUGAAAGAAAUUUAGAGAUAAUAAAUGUUUAAUUGACUGCACGCCCUGUUGAUUCAAUGUUACAAACAUUAAAAGAGAGUAAAUUAGUUUUGACUCUGUUUACAGAUAAUGAAUAAGUAGCAUAAGAUUCAGAAAUUAACGAUAAAGUUGAAUUUAACUACAUCAGAGUAAAGGCAGCUUAAGCUAUAGAAGAAGCCAUCAAAUAUGCUGAUCAAAACCAAUACAAUCAAGGACAACAUGUAUUAUCAGAUAUUUUAAAAUAGAUAGAAAAAUCUCACCCUAAAAACUAGGCUAAGCUCUAAGUUCUUAAAGACGAUUUAGUUUAAUGUUAAUAAAACGUGCAACCUUAAGUAUACUAAAUUCAAGGUAGGCUCUUAGCAUAGUAACAAUGUGUUAGUCAUUUUAACUAAUAAUCAUAGGCAGUAAGAUUGAAUGAUAUGUAUUAAAUACCUCUUUAAAGAUAAAUGGUUUAAUAAUAAUAAUAGCAAAAGUAAUAAUAAAUUUGGAAUAAACCUUAAUAAUUGCCUUAAUAAUUAAUCCAGUUAUAAAAAAACCCACAAUAACAAAUCUAGUAAUAAUAACAGUAGUAGUAGUAAUAAUAACAGUAGUAAUAGUAAUAAUAACAGCAGUAGUAGUAAUAAUAAUAAUAACAAUAGCAAUGCUAAUAGGCAUAUUAAUAACAAAAUUAGAAUAACCAUCAUUGA